Perca fluviatilis (European perch) is the source of this 8707-nucleotide messenger RNA. It is a transcript of the gene tet2, whose product is annotated as tet methylcytosine dioxygenase 2. The transcript has 10 exons. Lineage: Eukaryota; Metazoa; Chordata; Actinopteri; Perciformes; Percidae. Gene Ontology annotation, biological process: positive regulation of transcription by RNA polymerase II; oxidative demethylation; myeloid cell differentiation. Gene Ontology annotation, molecular function: DNA 5-methylcytosine dioxygenase activity. The record is from RefSeq and is a predicted model, not a curated record. Bases 525 to 5933 code for a protein of 1802 amino acids. Gene Ontology annotation, cellular component: nucleus.
GUGGAGUCCUGUCCUGCUCACUGAAUCCACUCCAGUGCUUCAGGGCAGCCAUCAUAGUUCACUAUUGUGUGCGGCUGAGGGAAGAAGAAAAAAGAGGAGGGAGCAGGGGAGGGAAAGAAAACCUGUCUCUUUGUGUAGGAAGGACUCAGCAGGAAAGUCAUUUUAUAAUUAUUUGAGUUUGCCGGCAAAACAAGGCUCUCUCUCCCCUGACCUGCAACAACAUUUUGUCUACUGUCCGCCUCUGCUGACUUACACCAGAGCCACAUAUAAGUGUGCUUCUCAGGCCGGCAAAACAGCGACACCCGGGCUUCUCCUGAUGAUGAGAGCCGACGUCAGACUGGUUUCCAUGAAUAUUGAUGUGGAGGAUAGUCUGUUUCAUAGAAGAACAGAAGGAGGCAAGAUGGCUGCCCUUUAGGAUUUGUUAAAGAGGAGAUCCAGACGGUUUGUUGGAAUUUCUACAAAGUGGAGGGACAUAAAAAGGACGGACAGAGGGCAGCCCUGUGGAUGGACUCUGAGCAGGCCAGAUGGAAACAGAACAGACCAGACAUGAGAAGGAAGAAAGUCUGAUAUUAGCACAAUUUGGCACAUCUCGCAACAUCUCUCACAAACUCCAGAAUGGAGGCCAGUCUUCAGAGGGAGAUUCUCUGCAGAUCACUGGGGAUACAAACUGGAACCAUUACAAGCCCAGCGCGGUUGUCAACUCCAUGAAGAGGCACAGGGAGAACAGCAACAGUCCUGCUUCAGUACAUGGGCUGUUUGAUCAGGGAUCCUACGUGAUGAAUGGAGAAUUGAUGAAUGGAGAGUUAAAGCAUGCACUUGUUGACCAGUCCUUACUGGUCCAACAGCCCAAGAAAUUUAAAGUAGAUUCUGAGAUUAAAAGAAAUGAUGACAUGAGCUCCAGUUUGGUGGAUAGCUUUCCUGAGAUGACAAAGGCAACAGAGUUUGAAUGCAAUACCCCACAGACAGAGAUUAAGUUAGACAAGAGGAACUGUAAUUAUUCUAAUGGAGAUAUUUUCUGUCUACCAAGGAAUAAACAAGUUUCGAUUCCAAACGGUGCUGUAUCACCCCCCUCAACCAUAGAAAGCACUCCAGGUGAUCUUUUAGAGAAAACCUUGUCUCAGUAUUAUCCUGAGCAAGUGUUAAUCACACCACAAACAUCUGGCCCACAGCUAGAUGCUGUUAAUGGUUCACUGGCAAAUACGCUGUCCAGUGAAGGUGCUCAACCCCCCUCUUUAACCUCAGGAUUGCCCAAUUCAGGUCAGAUGCCCGACUCACAGCAACAGCAGCCUGGGGCAUUGGGCAAUGUUGAAGGAGGCAACAAUUAUAACUCAGUCAACUAUGUAGUGAAUGGAUACUCAAACAAUUUUAAAGCAGACCACCAGCAGCAACAGCAUCAGCAGCGGCCGCCAUCUUACUCUGGUCAGGAGCUGACUCUAGGUCAGCUGCCUGGCAUGAUCUCACCUACAAAUACUGCCAAUAGCUCACAACAACAUCAAAAUGGGCCACGGUGCUAUCCAGAGGACACAAAUCCUCAAGAUAUAUAUGCGAAGGCCAACCAAGAGUUUAACCAGAACUCUUUUCUGGAGCGCAAUGCUCCUCUACAGGCAGCAAAGACAGGUGGAUAUGGACCCUUUCUCAACUCUGGGAUACAAAGUGAAGAAACCAGGUCUGGUCAGCAUCAGCGCCAUGGCACUGACAGAGGCCACCAUUAUGGUCUUCAACCCCAGACCUUUAAACAAAAUGCUGGCAACUCACAUGGAGCUGACAGUACAAGACCCAUGGGGCCCAGUCCCCAGCAGCCAUGUCAUGGGUUAGAAAACGGGAUGGAGAACACAUCUCAGCAGAGAGCCAACUUGCCAGGUUCGACUUCCCACCAGAGAGGCUGGGUAGAGCUGAAUUCUUCACAUUCCCAGCAGCAACCAGCGAGUGGCCCGUCAUCCCAGGCACAAGAGCAGGACAUGUGGAGGGGCUUCCCUGCUAAGCCGCAGUCAGAGCAGCAGGCAGCUAACCCCCAGGUUCACUGCCAAAUGUUGGAGCCAAAUCCAGCGCAAAGAUUCCAGAAACAGGCAGGUUUCACAGAUAGCAGCCAGGGGUCUAAGAGCUUCCAGCAGCAACAGCAGGACUGUCUCCCAGCCCAAACACACUGUGCUCCAGCCCAGCACAACACUGCCCCUGAGUGGCAGUCAAAUUUGAAAGCACCUCAAAUGCGGCAGCCUCUACCCCAGAAAAUGCCUGAGCAGCAUAAUUUCCGCCAAGAUCAGCAGGCAGACAGCCGCUACCACACCCACAUGCAGACAGAGCACUUAUGUGAAGACCCUGACCUGCAGGAUAUACUGUCUCCUGGGUUUUUACCAUCACAGCAACAGCAGCAACAAGAGCACUGUCAUCUUCAACGUCCACUGUCCCAUCCACCGCAAUUUGAGGGGCAGCAACUCAAGUCUCCUGAUUACAGACCUCGCAGUCAGCCAAGUCAGCAGCAGCUUCAACCCAGUCAGCCUCUUACUAACAAUUCUGCUCAAUCCAACAACCAACACACCCAGCACAGUGACCAUGCAACAUUCAGUUACAAUAACACAACAGAGAUGCAACAGCUUCAACAACUUCAAAGGCAGUUUCCACCAAACUCAGGCAGCAGUAACCUCAAGCAAUUUCAACCACAGCGGCCUAACAACCACAGUCACCAGCCCAACCAUUCAGACUUCUCCCAGACCUCUACACACUCACAACCUCACUUACCACAAGCCGCGUUAAACCAACAGGUAUCAACACAGAUGUAUCAUGAGGCUGAACAGCAGCUGAAGACAUCAUGCACUCAGUUCCAAAGAGGACCUCGACUACCUCCGCCACCUGUGGGUCCCCAUGCAGCCCUGCGUAUGCACCUGUUACAAAGGAAGGAGCGCCAGGGCCCUCCUCAUCCCCUUCAGAGCACUAGUGACCCCAAACAUGGCCUGAGAGCUGUGAAAAUGGAAAACGGACCCAGAUUUGAGCUGCCUUGUUCACAGCAGCAGGAGCAGCAGUUACAGAUGCAAGAGGCAGGCAUAGGUGGAGUGCACGUCAAGCAGGAGAAUCAACCAUCCUUGUGCGAGCGAAGGCAGGGGCAGGGAAACAUCUUGGCCUCCAUGGAACAAAGCCUGAGGCAGUACCAGCUUUCACCUGUAUUUGACAAGAAAUCCCUUGUCGUCAAUUCUUUAAAUAAAGUCAAGGUGGAAUCUUCUGGGCCUGUCACAAUUCUGUCAACCAACACUGACCUAUCCAGAGUGGAAUCAUCAGCAGCUGCUCCAGCCGCUGUAGCUAAAAAAAACCCACCUGAUUCCACCCCUAAGAAGGAACACCUCCUACAAAACUUUAUGGACUCUCCUAUGAAGCUAUUGGAUACCCCUAUAAAGAAUCUACUGGACACACCCAUGAAAACACAGUAUGACAUUGCAUCCUGCCACUGUGUUGAACAAAUCAGUGAGAAGGAUGAAGGCCCAUACUACACUCACUUGGGGUCAGCGCCGACUGUUGCAGGUAUACGGGAGAGGAUGGAGAAAAGGUCUGGUCUGAUUGGUCCCGCCAUCAGGAUUGAGAAAGUAAUAUACACCGGCAAGGAAGGAAAAAGUACACAAGGGUGCCCCAUAGCUAAAUGGGUGAUUCGUCGAUCCAGCGUGGAAGAAAAGCUACUGGUGUUGGUGCGGGAACGCACUGGUCACAAAUGUGAGACCGCCUGCAUCAUUGUAGUAAUCCUGGUCUGGGAGGGCAUCCUGCCCAGCUUGGCUGACCAACUCUACAGUGAGCUACGUGAAACUCUAACAAAGCAUGGAGCCCUCACCCAGAGACGAUGUGCUAUCAAUGAGGAGAGGACCUGUGCAUGCCAAGGGUUAAAUCCUGACAACUGUGGAGCCUCUUUCUCCUUUGGCUGCUCCUGGAGCAUGUACUACAACGGCUGCAAGUUUGCCCGGAGCAAAAUCCCAAGAAAAUUCAGACUACUAGGAGAUGAUAUGAAAGAGGAAGAAAAACUGGAGCACAACUUUCAAAAUCUAGCAACCUUAUUGGGUCCCUUGUAUAAAACAUUGGCACCUGACGCUUAUGGAAACCAGGUAGAACAUGAACACAGAGCAACAGAUUGUCGCCUGGGGCUCAAGGAGGGGCGUCCCUUCUCUGGGGUCACUGCCUGUCUGGACUUCUGUGCCCACGCUCACAGAGACCUCCACAACAUGCAGGGAGGCAGCACUGUGGUGUGUACAUUAACAAGUGAGGAUAACCGAGAUAUUGCAAAGAUACCAGAGGAUGAGCAGCUCCAUGUACUGCCUCUUUAUAAGGCUUCCAACACUGAUGAAUUUGGCAGUGAGGAGGGUCAGCAGGAGAAAAUCAAGACAGGCGCCAUCCAAGUCCUCAGUGCCUUCCGUCGUCAGGUGCGCAUGCUUGCAGAGCCCGCCAAGUCUUGCCGGCAAAAAAAGCUAGAUGCUAAGAAGGCAGCCGCCAACAAGAAUGCCAUGCUGGACAAUGAAAGGGCAGAGAAGGCCCUCCUGGCCAAGUCAAAAGCUGGCACUUAUGAGAAUACCGCUCAGAGCACUCCUAUGGCAGGACCUAUUCCAGGUGCUGUGGGAGCAAUCCUACAGUCAGGUCAGCCAACACACCCCCUUGGGGCCCAUCAUCAGCAACUACAGCAACAACAGCACCAGAACAUUCUUUCUCCUUAUCCUGGCUCAACUAAUUUAGCCAGCUACCCCAGGUUCCCCAACCACCCUGGUUCUUUUCCAAGCACUUCCAAGCCAAGCACCAUGUAUCCCCCUCAGCCACUAAUAACAGCCAGCCCUUACUCCUCCCCACUCCAUGUACCAAACUCUUACAUUAAUGGAUCAAAUCGUCCAUACCCAGGUUAUCAGUGUAACGGAGGAAUGCCCCUUGACAGUUACCAUGCAUACUGUGCUUCAAACCAAAAGCACCUGGACAUGUAUCGACAACAGCGGCCUGCACUUUACUCAGAGCAGCAGUACGGUGUACAUCCACGUUAUGAGGUCAGUUAUACGCCAAGGUAUGGUGAGCCAGGUUUACAGGUCAAUGGUUACAAUGCCUGCAGCAUGAGGCCAGUAAACCCUAUGAGACCUUACUCCCCUUAUGGUCCUAAUGGAGCAUCAGACCCACAGUUUAUGGACCCCCUCUCAAGAGCACCCUCAGCUCAUGGAGGUCUAGACUAUACAGCUGCUGUGAGCAAAGGCAAUCAGUUUGGAGGAUACCCAAAUCCAUACCUGAGGAGCCCUCAAAUCUUAGCCUCAGGCGAAGAUCCUUUGCAUAUGCAAAUCAAGACAGAGAUGGCCAUGCCCCGCCCACAGAUGAUUUCUGCUCAGUUAAGUGGCGGGUGUUUAAACCCUGAAACACAGUCAAUGUUAGGUAUGCCUAAUGGGAGCCUCAUGAGCUCUGGUAUUAAGCAGGAGCCUGGAACACCACAGACACCCACAACCCCUCAAAAGCCUGAGGUGUGGUCAGACAAUGAGCACAACUUCUUGGACCCCGACAUUGGUGGUGUGGCAGUGGCACCGAGCCACGGCUCAGUCCUUAUUGAGUGUGCAAAACGGGAGCUCCAUGCCACAACCCCCGUUAAAAACCCAGACCGCAACCAUCCAACACGCAUCUCCUUGGUCUUCUACCAGCACAAAAAUAUGAAUGAGGCCAAGCAUGGUUUGGCACUGUGGGAAGCCAAAAUGGCAGAGAAGGCUCGAGAGAAGGAGGAAGAUGCAGAGAGGAAUGGUGGCGAGGGGACACCUAGCAAGGGCAAGAAGGGGGCGAAGCGUGAGCAUCCAGAGUCAUCAGAAACCACCGGGGAGCCUCCUUACAAGCGUUUUAUCCAGGCACUAAUGGAGGGAUCCUUGUCGUGCACAACAAACACCUAUGUCAAUACAUCUCCAUACGCCUUCACCAAGGUCACAGGGCCUUACAGUCAGUUUGUGUAAAAAAAAAAACACUCAUUAAGAAGAAAAUUCAAGGUGCUUUAUUUAUGACAAAGACAAAUGGUCUUGUCUAAACACUCCUUCCUGUCCCUAAGGUUAGCAACAGUGUAGCGUUGAAAAAGGAACCUGUGAUCAGAUGAGAUACAAAUACCCUUUCACAUCAGGUCUUUCACCUCUUUAACAAUCAAUCUUUACUUGUUGACCCUCCUAAGGAUGUAUUUAUUUUUGUUUGGCAACUUUUGCAAGAUACACACUGUCAAAAUCUCUGGUGCUUUCAGUCUGAUACACAAGGACCUAUUUUUAAUGGAAACAGUUUAAUUUUUUUUUUCUUUUUACAAAAUUGUACUCUUGGCAUAAAACACUGACUUUGUAAAUGACAACAUUCACGGUGCUAAAGUGUGUGCUUAUUACCAUUUAUUUGAAUUAAAAUGCCUUCACACUAUGACCAUAACUCACUCUACGAGUGACACUGAAUGACUUAUGUCAACAGGACACUGAAAAUAUCAUUGCACGAUCAAAUUAUCAGCAUAAUGGUUUUAGGCAAGUCAGUGUUUUAGAGCACUUUUUGAUAAAGAGAAUCUUUUGGUAAUACCUUUUAAAUCAGAAAAAAAAUGGUUAUACUCUAUUGCUACAUUGACAGUAAUUAACUUCUAAGCAUCACUAAAAUUAAAUUGAUGAAUUUACAAAAGAGGAUUUGAGCAAAUCCAUGAAACUGUUUUGAGUUCAUGCAAAAAGAUGUUUUUAGACUAUCUUUGUGUUGGUGCUUCUUUCACUUUUCUAUGUAAUUUAUACUGUAAAUGGAGCCAUUCUUAUGGUGCAUUUUUAACAUUGAUGAAAAAAGUCUGUUAUUUCAGUUUUUUCCAGGUUUACUUCGUUGUCAUCAACUGUUUUUAAUGUUCCUUACUUUAGGUUCAUUGAUCAAACCUGGACUGUGAAUAUUACAUGUAGUUGUAUGUUUGUGGUGCUUAGGAAAUGUGCUUUUUAUACACUGAGGAACAUGAAACAGGGUAGGCUCAGUGUCAGUUUCAGAGGGCAGCUGGCUUGCUGAUAAACAGGUGAGAUUUGUACAGUAAAUUAAUUUCACUUUUUCGAAUUACUGUUAUAGAUUGUGUUGUAAAGAAUGCUUAUGCUAUUUCAUUGCAUUUCUUUGGGUUUCAACUGAUUUUAUGUCAUAAGGUGCUAUCCAACCUACUAGAAACAUACAAUGUGAGACUCGUUGGGCAGUGAGAAGGCUUUUAAAUAAUGUACAGUACAAACCUGUCAUAUACCUCAAAACUAGUUUGGCAAUAGGAACAUAUUUUCCUUUCUUCCUUUGUAUAUUACUUGCAAAAUGUUAACAGGUCAACUCCUGGCCAACAAAAGGAAUAAGAGUUCAUUACUUACUUUCUUAUCAAUCUGCGAGAAAGUAUUACUUGAACUUUAAUCUUUGAUGUUACAGUAAAAUCAGGGACAUUUUCAACUAAUUCUGUGUUCAUUGCCUGUAUUCAUCUGGUCUUUUUCUUAUUCAGGUACUUGCCAUUGCAUCCUGAAUCUGAUUCUUGUCUACUCUACUUCACAAAGAGAAAAAUAUUUUGUGAGGAAAAAAAUAUUUUCCUGCAGUUUUUUACUCCUAUUUUAGCUAGUGGGAUGGUGGUAAUCUUUUAAAAGUAAUUUGAACAUAUAUGCACUGAGUUGACUAAAGGGAAAGUAUGAUGUUGACUAAGUAAAAAGUAAUGUUUUUGCUUUUGCUAUGAGGCAAGACCAGGGCAAUGAUUAAUGUAGUUGCACAUCUUUGUGCCUGUGUAUAGUUAAAUUUAUUUAUAACCACUAAGCAAUUGUAUAAUGAUUUUUCUUCCCUAUCUAUUUGAUUGAAUUAAUGCGAUAUAUAGUGGAAUGACUGUCAUGUUAUAGCAACGUACCCCACUCUUCAACAUACUCAUUUUCUGAAAGCACUUCAUUUCUUUUUCAGGAAAAAAAUAUGGAAUAAAAGAAUUACAAAACAUUUUAUUUAAACAGAUUGUAAAUGUGUUAAAAAAAAAAAUUAUGUCAAUUUGUACAUACCAAGAACUUGUAUUGCAGGAAUACAACUCAUUCUUUGAUGUUGAUGUAGGUUCUUCUUUUUCUGUUAAAUUGACCCACAGCUCCUCUAUCAGCAAUCCUCAUCAUAUCUUUAAAUAUUCUUUAGGUUCUUUCAGGUCAACAGAAUGAUCAUGGUUAAAUUAUCCAGGAAGUCUGUAAAUGUAUGCUCACUGUUUACAGUUAUAGUAUCCUGUUCGCUCAGACAUUAGAAGUUCUAGUUUUUUUAACUGUUCCAAUUUUGUAAAGAGAAUCUACAUAAAAUGUUGAAUUUCAUUGUACAGAACCCAGCUACAGUAGCAGGUUGUUGAUGAGAAAGCCAAGGUGUCUAAGAUAAUAUAGCGGGUUAAAAGCAUAGCCAUACUUGAAGAUGCUUCAGAGUGUUUCUGAGUGAGUCAACAUAACUUGAAUAACUUUCUGGGCUUAACUAGUGUGCUAUAUGUGCUCAACUCGAAGGUUAAGCUAGCACUUGGUCUUUUUUGCAGUUAGACACUAAGGGUAUAAAAAAAGUGCAACUUUUUGCCUGUCAUUUUAUUUUUUAAGGCUUCCCUUGUUCUCCUGAAGUUCGGUAUGCUACAAAAAAAUGGAAAUUAAGGAUGGGGAAUACUGUAAGUAUUGUAAUGUAACGAAUGCCGUUUAUUUGAAAGCUGUGUAUAAUAUCAUUCCUGAUAUUGCUGAGAUGUGGGUGUUUUUUUAAUAAAAUGUAUAUUUAUUUAAAUCAA